Molecule: messenger RNA, 8443 nt
Organism: Erpetoichthys calabaricus (reedfish)
Lineage: Eukaryota; Metazoa; Chordata; Cladistia; Polypteriformes; Polypteridae
Gene: shc1
Product: SHC (Src homology 2 domain containing) transforming protein 1
Exons: 13
Coding region: 1576-3021 (481 amino acids)
Biological process (GO): cell surface receptor protein tyrosine kinase signaling pathway; intracellular signal transduction
Cellular component (GO): plasma membrane
Molecular function (GO): receptor tyrosine kinase binding
Source: RefSeq, a predicted model, not a curated record
UGACAUAACACUAAAAUAUCUAUAGUAGAGAUUUACAUAUUUUUACACAAACACUCUUCUGGUAAUUUUUGGCAAUGUAGCAGUACAAACAACCAUGGGUGGUGUAUAAGAAGUAGUGGAUUGUAACUUACUUGAGUGUUAUCCUUUGAGAAGCAACACGUUGUACUCUGUAGACUGGUAGUGAAAAACAGUAAACUCUCCACAAAAAGAUUUUGUUUUGUGUAAAUUAUGUGCAUGUUUUUGAUAUCACCUUAGUAUAUAACAUAACAUUGCCAAACUCACAUGAUCCAGUUCAGGGUUGUGGGAGGAUGGAGUCUUGUCAGCAUGGAAUACAAGGCAGCAACUACUCUUGGAUGGGAUUUCAGUCAUACACAACACUACAUAGGGCCGAUUUAGAAUCAACAGUCAACUUAACAUAUACAUCUUUGAAGAUUUGAGGGAAUUUCUGGUGAAAAACACAUACACACACAGUGAAUAUGUACAUACUCCACACAGAUUACAGCCAACAGGAUCCAAAUUCAGGAUAUUAGAUUUUUGUGGUGGCAACAAGCACUGCAAAACUAUGCUUCAGCAUUAGGACAUCCAAGUUGGAAAUUUAUUUUAAUUGUCUAUCUCUAGUAAAAUAAGAAUAAUAAGACUUAUGCACUGUGUAUUACCAUAGACAAAUGUGGUGAUUAACCAUGACCCUAUGGCUCAUUUCAUUACUUGUACCACCAUUAUAAAGGUGCUUUUUCUUAAUCAUAGCAUUCCAGCUCUUAUUGCUGAUUGCAGUGAAACAAGACAGUCUUACAGUACAUGUACAGGUGCAGCCUUUCUGUGUACAAGGAAGUAGAGGCGUUAAAAAAAAGGACUUUGUUCCUGUUCUUUUGUUAGCUUUAUCAUGUAGGUAAUCACGAGUAGUCUGUCGUGGCUCAACUCUUGGGUGUAUAUCAGAGCUGCAGCUUGUUUGCAAUACAGUCUAAGAUUCACAUUGUGGGUGGUGGUCCACAGUUACAGGUACGUUUUGUGGCCCUCUUGUCCGCCUGCGAGGAAUUCCUGGAUUGAUCUUCUAGCCUGCAUGUGAGCUACUAAGUGAUUCUUUGUCUUCAAAAAUAUGCAGCAGAAAAGCCACGAAGAGCAGCCCUAAGGACUGUGUGUUAUAAAGGCUGAGCAAGCAAGAGAUCAAGACAGUGAGAUCAGAAAUGUCAGCAGUCAUGGGAGUGUUGUAUGUCUGUAGUGUAUCUGUGGUUCUGAUAUUGUACUUGGGUCUUAGUUUUAGCAUCCAGGCAACUACAAUCUGUCUGGUACUAUUGGGGCGGUUGACUGCUGCAGACAGUGUGCGCACUCUGAGGAGCUGAGGGGAGCCCCUUGGGGCAAGCAGAGGUGAUGACUGAACUGUUCUGAAGGCGUUGCAGAGGAAGGGUGUACGGACAAAGGAAGCUCUGUUUGCUUCACCCUCCUGAACCAUGGCCUGGCUGUCUUCCUCCCUCUAUCCUGGCUGAGGAAAACCUUGAGCUAUUUAUAGUGCUUGUCUGGGAUGUGGGUUGGCAUUUUAACCCCCCUUCCUUCACUUCUGCCGAAUCCAGCUGAACUGAUAUGAACCGACUCGGGGCAGGAGUUCGGCGUACAAGAGUAGAAGGAGGGCAGCUUGGUGGAGAUGAAUGGACCAGGCAUGGAAGUUUUGUUAACAAACCCACUCGGGGGUGGCUUCACCCAGACAGCAUUGUGACUGGACCUGGCGUGUCCUAUCCUGUCAGGUAUAUGGGCUGUGUCGAAGUGCUCCAGUCUAUGAGAGCAUUGGACUUUAACACCCGCACACAAGUCACCAGAGAGGCAAUAGCAGUUGUCUGUGAAGCAGUGCCUGGUGCCAAAGGAGCUAUGAGAAGAAGAAAGCCUACAAGCCGAUCUCUGACGUCCAUCCUAGGGAAAAGCAAUCUACAAUUUGCUGGCAUGGCAAUAAACUUGACAAUCUCAACCAGUAGUCUGAAUCUAAUGGCCACUGAAUGCAAACAGAUCAUAGCCAACCACCACAUGCAGUCAAUUUCUUUUGCCUCUGGAGGUGACCCAGACACGGCUGAAUAUGUUGCUUAUGUUGCCAAAGAUCCAGUCAAUCAAAGAGCAUGUCAUAUCUUGGAGUGCUCAGAGGGUCGUGCGCAAGAUGUCAUCAGCACUAUUGGGCAAGCCUUUGAACUACGCUUCAAGCAGUACCUAAAGAACCCUCCCAAACUGGUGACUCCACAUGAUAGGAUGGCACCUUUUGAUGGAUCAGCUUGGGAUGAGGAGGAUGAGGAUCCAGCGUCUGACAUACAGUACUACAAUGACUAUCCUGGAAAGGAACCCCCACUUGGAGGUCUUGUGGAUCUCCGAGUACGAGAUGCUGGUUCUGGAGCUCGAAGUGGUGUGUCAAGUGCUACCACCACUGGUGCUACCCUGCCACUUGGAAAUCCUUCUGGAAAUUUGGACAACCAGAGACAAGUUCCCUUAUUGCCAGGUCAAGCCAGAGAGAGGGAUCUCGCUCCCCCAUUACCUGGUGUCAAGCCCUACAGCCGCACAGAUCUCUUUGAUGACCCUUCGUAUGUCAAUGUGGAUAAGUCCCGCGCUCACAAUUCCACAGCCAAUGGCAAUGCACAUCGGGAUGUCUUUGACAUGAAGCCUUUUGAGGAUGCCUUACGAGUUAAUGCACCUGCUUCAGGUUGUCCCCCCUCCUGCCCUGUGGCUCCCCCAAUGGAGGAACAGUUACGUCGUGAGAUUUGGUUUCAUGGGAAAAUGAGUCGUAAAGAUGCAGAAAAACUCCUUAAAGCAAAUGGGGACUUCUUGGUGCGGGAGAGUACUACCACCCCAGGACAAUAUGUUCUGACAGGACUACAAGUGGGUCAACCUAAGCAUUUGCUACUUGUAGACCCAGAGGGAGUGGUACGAACUAAAGACCAUCGUUUUGAGAGUGUCAGUCACCUUGUUAGUUACCAUAUGGACAAUCACUUGCCCAUCAUUUCAGCAGGCAGUGAAGUGUGCCUUCAGCAGCCUGUGGAGAGAAGAUCAUGAAGGCAAGCACUCCACAAGCCUUUUUACUCGCCUUCCAUUGCAAACUACAGUGAGAAUUUGCUAUCCCCUCUGGAUGCUUCACUUGAAUACUAAAAAACAGAAUCUAGGUGGGACAAAUCACUGUGAAAAGCCAGAGAGAGAAAAACUGGGAUUCAUCAAUCAAUCUCCAAUCCUGUUGUUUGCUCCAAUAUGACAUUGUAAAGGAUGCAUUUCUUUGUGUAGGUGACUGAACAUUAUUGCUUCUACUGCAGAUUGUCAGUGGGUAGUGAUUUUGAAUUCGUAACCGUAAAAAGCAAGUGCUUGAACACACAUUAGAGCACAAAGUUACGGCCUGAAAUACACACUUGCUCACAGUGCACACUAAAGCAAGAGGUUCAACCUUCUUGUGUGUAUCCUUUCAUUUAAUGCUUGCUUUUUACCACAUCAUUGUUUGUAGCACUGUGCUAGAGACAGGAACUUCAACUCUAGUAAACCAAAGAUCUGUGCCUCACUUGAAUCUGAAGAGAUGUAGCUUGUGUGGUGAAGCAUGGGUAAAAGACAAAUAUUUACAGUAUAUAACAUCAGCCAAAGUCUUCAGAUGCAUAGGCACUGUCUGCUUUUAAAGGUUGUUAAUGUAAAGGAAAAAAAUAAAACAAUACUGGAAGAAACAGUGAGCUAGUUUUAAGGAACUAGUGAAUCUGUCUAUAUGGACACCACAUAGUGAAAUUAACAGUGUGUGGAAAAUGACAAUGAACAGUUGCUGGCAAAAAGUUAAUUGGUAUAAUGAAUCAGCUCAUGUGUCAUUUGUUAGGAGUUUCUGUUUGUUUUUCUUAGAUGUGUGAAACCAAAAAUUCCAGUAUCUACAUUUUAAACCUUUCACUGUGCCCUUUUCUGGUACAGUAGAUACAUUUAUUUAUCCAUGAAUAAUAAUUUAAGCUGCUGUGAAAGUUUACCAAACCAGAGGUACAUUUUUAAUUAAUACUUUCACUCGGAGAGGGAGGCUUGGUGUCAUAAGAGAGCUCACUGGCAUCAGCCUUGCUAAACAUGACUGCACACUCUUAAGAAGAACAGUUAGUUUUGAUCAGUGUGGAAUCUUCCAUGGUAAAAAGUGGGCCUUCCUUCUAGAAAAAGCACAAGUCUAAGUUAAUUGGUAGUGUUGUAUUUGUCUUUAUCAAACCUAAAGUGAGUCUCAUGAAGAUGAUAAUAUUUUGGACUUUGGAUGAGCUAAGAGCAGCAGAUUUGAACUGAUUAGCAUUGACAUAAAUGUCAAGACAUCAGUCAAUAAAUGCAAAGGAGAGGUUUAAAACGUACUUAAUGUUCCAUGAAGGGGAGAUUUUAAAGGUCAUCUCUUACACUCUGAUUCAGCCCUCAAACAUUUGACUUUCUAUUUCAGCCCCAAGUACAAUUGCACCAUCUUGACAAAAAUAAAAUUUAACUGAAUGUUUUAUAAUCUAUUAAGAGGUCAAAGGCUGUUGCUUCACAUGAAUACUGCAUUAGCCUUAACCCAAGUGCCCAAGUUGUUUUUUGACAGGAUACAUUAAAAGGUAACAAUCAGACAGAGGUGGCUUACAUUUGCAAUGAAGCUACACAAAACAGAGUUGGAAAGAGGAAGCUUUACAUUGUUGAUUGCUGUUGGCAUUCUAUGCAGGCUCCAGCUGUUCAGCUCUACUACAGCCUGAAAAACAAAAGCUAUUUUAAACCUGCUGAUGGAUGGGUCUCUAGCAAAUACACACGCUUCUAUAUCUGCAGUAAAUUCAGAAAUAUGUUCUUGGGUGACAAAGGCUAUUUUCUGUUGUUCACUGCAGCUGUGCAUUUUGUGCAUCUUAUAUAAUUUGGUACAGGAUUUUAGGUAAUUACAGGUGGAGGAGGUCCUUGUUUCCAAAUUUCAAUAUUUUAAUAUAUAUAGAUACACAUACUUUGUUUUCAUACACUAUGUUAUGACAUUCAUUUUCACUGUUUAAAGAGUAAGUUAACUGGGCAUACUGUAUAGUCAGCUUUAUGUUGAAACUCUGAAGAGUGCCGUCUCUUCUGCUAGCUACAGUACACGCUUAAGAUUUGCCCACUUUGCAGCUUUUCUAAAUUAGAUUUGUUUCCGUCAUUUGAUUCGUAUCAGAAUCAUGUAGAGUCUGCUAGUUUUUGACAAAUAUCUGCAGCUUUUCUCUUAGCAGGCACACUAAUUUUCCACAGUGGUCUGUAUUCUGAAGCACAAACUCCAUUUUUCUCCUCCUUUGCACAUAGCUUGCAAUCUCUAGUCAAGAAAAAAAAAUAUGAAAUGUGCCUUGGCCCCAACGGUGGCCUAAUCUAAUUUAUGCAAAGGUUUUUACUUUGACAGGGAACCAAAGUCAGGUUAAAGGGGGAGCCAAGAUCCUGAGCGUGAGGUUGCCAUUACUGUCUGUGUUAGUGUGAUUUUCCACUUUUAGCACAAGUUUACUUAGUCACAAAGUCUAUGAAAGCUCAUAGACAAAAUCCUAUUUAGUUGGGUGCAGUGUUUAAAAUUAAGUCAUUUGCCGUACAUUUGGUUAGCUUUUUGACUAAUGUAUGGGCUAGUGAAUGUUUACACUAAGUGAAAACUUUUAAAAACUUAAGUUGUCUCUCUUUAGUGUUGUGUCAAAGUAACACCAUAGUACAACUAUUCUAAUCAAUUUCUUGUGUGUAGUAGUCAAGAUAGUGUAACUGUUUCGCUGACUCUUAAGCAUUUUCUGCCAAUAUAAUUCUCAGUGAUAUGUGCAUUUAUAACUUUUAAUGAACCUUUACACCUACUAAUUCUUUUGGUUUUUUUUUAAGUAGAAGAACAUAAAUUUGACAAACGAGGAGACCGUUCAGGCCAUCAAGAUUGUUUGUUUGACUGAUAGCUAAACAGUCCCAAUAUCUCAUGCAGAUACUUCAUAAAAGUUCUCAAGGUUUCUAUUUCAACUGCAUGGCUCAUUAGUUUGUUUCACAUUCUCACAACUCUUUGCCUGAAGAAGUGCUUCCUAAAUUUAGUCCUAAGUGCACCUCCCUUAAUUUCUGCCGGUGUCCUUGAGUACAUAAUUCACUGUUUAGCUGAAAUAAUUCUGUUGAAUCUAUUUUAUCAGUGCCUUUGAGACUUUUGCAGACUUGUAUUAAGCCCCCAUGCAGUCUAUUCUGCUCAAGACUAAGCCGAUUUAACUCUGUGAGUCUGUCAAAGUAGGACAUGUCCUUAAGUCCAAGGGUGCUCCUGUUUGCUCUCCUCUGCAUACUUCAAGUGCUGCUAUGUUCUUUUGGAAGUGCGGUGACCAGAACUGCACACAAUAUUCCAGAUGCAGUCUUGCAAUUGCAUUAUACAGUCUCAGCAUAACAUCCCUUGAUUUAUAUUCAGCAGGUUUAAUGAUUUAACCUAACAUUUUAUUUGCCUUUUUAAUCGCUUCUGCACACUGCUUAGGUGAUGAAAAUGUUGCUUCUACAUAAACCCCUAAAUUCUUUCUAGAAGGUGCUUCCUGUAGGACAGUGUCUCCCAUCUUGCAUUUAUAAUUGAUUUUCCCUUUACCCAUGUGUAGCACUUUUCUACAUUAACACUGCUUCUCUUUUUUAAAUGAAAAAUUUGAAAUUCUUGGUAAAAUGGUAUUGCAUUAGAUUUAUUUGUAAUACCAUUAGGGAAAGAUAAAAAAACGUUUUCCCAUAAAAUGCAAAGAUGUAUUAAAGUAGCCAGACCUGAAGAAGGCAAUGAUACAAGAAACACCAAUGCAGACAGUAAAGGCUAGAAAUGCACUUGUGAAGUUGAUGAGCAAACACUGAACUUUGUUUCUUCCUUGCUCAGUUUGGAACUCUUUGUGACAGUGUGUGCAGAAAAAUUCAAAUUCAGAUUGGUGGGCCAGAUCUCCUCCAUGUGAUGUAUGUGAUGCAAACUUUUCCUUGAUGUGAGUGGAAAAAAUUGCGAAGUCACAAUUUGAAAAGGUAACUUUUGCAAAAUUGCUUGCAAUGUCACACAAGGGACAAAAUGCAUGAGAAUACCCGGAAGAAAUGCUUUAUGGUGGUACGUUUGCUAUGGGCUCCUUGUCAGAUAUGAGACUUUCUCUGCUUUGCUAAGCAGCACAAAGCACAUACCAUUUUCAUCCUCACCUUUUGUUUUGAAGUUUCUUGACGCUGUUUAUCACAACACUGCCUGAGCUCCUAAUUACUUUUGGAAACUGAAGCACAGUUUGACCCAAUUUGAUGUCAGGAAAUUGAAAUGGUUAUUCUGUAGCACAAGCAUUGUAUGGUAACCUAACAUUUUGGUUAAAAUUGGUGGGCUUCUGCAGUAAUCACAGUAACUUUCUGGGUCAAGAGGAAACUGUUUGCUUUUUCGGAGGUGUGAUGCAAAUAUUGAUGGUUGGAGAGAAAGACAGUGCAUUAUGUGAAAGCCCUGUGCUGCUUUUUGACAUUGGUUCCCCCUUUUUAUGUUGCUUUUAUCUUUUAUGUGUCCGUAUGUUCACAUUUUUUGUACCUGUAUCAAUUUUUCAAAUAUGGCUCUUGGAGGUGGCCAGUUGCCAAGAGAGAAUAUCAAAAAAGAAUGGCAGUGCCCCACUGGAAUUGGCGGGAUCUGUGUUCCAAUUUAAAAGCAAGUCUUGAAAUUUCUCUUGGGUAUAAUGAUGGACAACAGAAGCUUUUAUAAUUAGAUUAGAUUUGGGGCAUUAUUAGUGUAGCUUUAGUAUAUAUUCAUGUGUGGUUAUGUUUUAGGGGCCCAUUGGCUCCUAAAGAACAGCUAGACUGUCAUUAAGAAUCAUUCUCCAUCACUACCGGCUGUGACCAUGUUAAAUAAUAAAAAAUAAAUCUUAUCAGUUAAGACUUGUUGUUAUAAAGAAAAUUAAUAUGAGAGUCACUGGCCGUUUUGUCUGUGACCCUCGUUGCAAAGAAUAUAAUUUGAAUACAUUAAAAUAGUGUAACACGUUAGUGUGAGUGCAAUGUUUUAAACCCGUGGAAGCUCAUGUACUCAGAGGGUUCACCUCACCUUUUUGGUUUAGACCACGCUGGGUUUUCCAAAGUAGAUCUUAGGCCCAAGUCCACACAGCAAAGGAUUCAAUAGCUUGUAAGCCCAGCUUGUGUGCCCUGCAGCACCAACUGAGUUCCAUAAGGAAAGCUGAAGGAAUGUGGGGCAAGCAGGUAUUGAAGUGGCAAUCUGGGUUUAUGCUUUUGGCCCAAGAGCCCACCCUUGUGAUAACCGCUGUUCUGUUCAAUUGUGCAGCUGUCUUGCAUGUCCAUGGAUUGUACUCUGACGCCAAAGCUGAGUUCUGAAAUGGGAAUCACUGCAUAUCCUGCUCUUGAUUUACGAUUCAAGAACUGAAAAAAAUGUUUAUCAUAAUAGGUGGAAGUGCUUAUCAUAAUGUAUUAUCUAUAUUUUUUAAUAUUUUUAUUUGUUCUGUUGUUGAGUUUUGAUGUUUCUUACUGUAUGUGUUAUUCUGUAUUAAAGAUGUCCUGCUGCCCACAUGCAGCAGCAAAAUGAAGAAAA